Molecule: messenger RNA, 1581 nt
Organism: Tricharina praecox
Lineage: Eukaryota; Fungi; Ascomycota; Pezizomycetes; Pezizales; Pyronemataceae
Product: cytochrome P450
Exons: 6
Coding region: 13-1539 (508 amino acids)
Molecular function (GO): iron ion binding; heme binding; oxidoreductase activity, acting on paired donors, with incorporation or reduction of molecular oxygen
Source: RefSeq, a predicted model, not a curated record
ACAGCUGCAGCUAUGGCAAAUCCAACUCUCCUUCAUCCUAUCCUCCAGGGCGCUACUGGCUCUUCUUUGCGGAUGCUUUUGAUGAUAUGUACCGCCGUUAUCCUCUGGUGGAUCCUGCUGGUGGUUUACCGCCUGUACUUCCAUCCAUUGUCCGGAUUUCCUGGCCCGCGAUUGGCAGCUGCAACAUCGUGGUACGAAUGCUACUUCGAGCUCAUCAAAGACGGACAGUACGUUCUGCGACUUCCGGAGAUGCACAUCAAAUAUGGGCCUGUGGUCCGAAUAAGUCCUCGCGAGCUUCAUAUCUCUGACUUAAGCUUUUACCACGAGGUCUACAAGCAAAACACAAAGUACCGAAAGGAUCCAGCCUUCUACGGCGGGCUAGGGAUCACACACUCUUCAGUGACCAUCAUAGAUCAGUACUCGUCCCGUCAGCGGCGCGAGCUGUUAAACCCGUUCUUUUCAAAACGCACUAUCGCCUCCCUCGGACCACAGAUGUCAACGACGAUUGAAAAGUUCUCGACACUGCUGAACGGUUAUGCGGCCUCUGGCAAGCCAGUACCGUUACAAGACGCGUUUCAUUGCCUUACUGCGGACUUUAUCUGCGAGUAUGCCUUUGGUGCAAGUCUCGGGCUGCUAGAUGUGAAGGAUUUUCGGUCGAGGUAUGUGGAUAUGAUCAGACGCAGCGCGAAGGCGCAGGCGCUGAAUAAACAUUUCCCACUACUGGCGGGGUGGGGAUGGGAUUCGAGCUUGGGAGAAGUUUUGGCAAUGAUGACAUCAGUUGUCGAUGGCCUCGCCGGAAGGGACGUGAAGGCGAAGUCAGCUACCGUGUUCGAUGCGCUUAUGAAUCCUCCCAACGGUGCACCUCCUGUCCCGCGAGAUCAGAUUAUCGCCGAGGGGAUGUUUAUAUUCUUUGCUGGGACGGAAACCACAGCUAUGGCGCUUACUUAUGCGACGUAUUAUGUCCUGCGGGAUCCCUUGGUGCACAAAAAACUGCUGGAUGAGCUUGAUACCGUUGUGCUAAAUGUAGAUGGGAACGGUCAGAUGAAACUUGCUAUGCUAGAAAAUCUACCGUAUUUCUCCGGCGUGAUAAAGGAGUCCCUCCGGCUCGCAACCAUCAUCCCCGGAAAGCUCCCACGGGUGGCACCGAAAGAAUAUGGCUACAUCCUCUCUACGGGGCAAUACAUUCCCCCUGGAACGAUCGUCGGCGUAAGCCACUACACGGUUCUUCACGACGCCACGAUCUUCCCCCGGCCGAAGGAGUUCCUUCCGGAGCGGUGGCUCGGGGACGCUAAGGGGCAUGACAAGUUUCUCGUUUGCUUCUCGAAGGGUGCUAGAGCCUGUCUGGGAACCAAUUUGGCGUACGCUGAGUUGUUUCUGGUGCUUGCUACAUUGUUUGGCAGGUUUGAAAUGGAGCUGUUUGAAACGGAUGAGAGGACUAUGGAGUGGGUUGAUCAUGGGGUUAUCCAUUCGAAGGGUCUACUGAAGGUCCACGUAAGACCACGCAAGCCUAAGGGAAACUUGAGGAGUCAUAGUCAGUAAGGGAUGUAUCACAAGAUAUUUUUCACCGAUAAAAUUUCAGCC